Molecule: messenger RNA, 230 nt
Organism: Paramuricea clavata
Lineage: Eukaryota; Metazoa; Cnidaria; Anthozoa; Malacalcyonacea; Plexauridae
Source: the annotation of a GenBank genome assembly
AUAUUGCCAGUGCAAAAACAAAGAUAGAAGCGGACCUCAAAUUGGUCGCAGCAUGGUUUCUCGAAAAUAAAUUGUUGAUAAACCCCGAGAAGACAAAGUUACUCUUGAUAGGAACUCGUCAACUGCUCGGUAAGCUACUUGAGGAGACGAAAAUUACAUUCCCUGGAGAAGAGAUUACACCAACCACAAAUGCCAAAGUCUUGGGAUUAACCCUAGACAGUUAUUUGACG